AUGAUGCAAGCACCAGUAAUCGUUAUGAAUACGAAUGUAGAACGGGAGACGGGGAGAAAAGCCCAAAUCUCUAAUAUUACGGCGGCUAAGACCGUUGCCGAUGUUAUACGUACCUGUCUUGGACCCCGUUCUAUGCUUAAAAUGCUACUUGAUCCAAUGGGUGGAGUUGUGCUUACAAAUGAUGGUAAUGCCAUUCUUCGUGAGGUUGAAGUCGCUCACCCGGCAGCUAAGAGUAUGAUUGAGUUGAGUCGAACGCAGGAAGAAGAAGUCGGUGAUGGUACUACCAGUGUUAUAAUUUUGGCCGGUGAAGUGCUUGCACAAGCAUUACCUUACCUUGAAAGAAAUAUUCAUCCUAUCAUAAUCAUAUCAGCAUUUAAAAAGGCUCUUGAAGAUGCUAUUAAAGCAAUCGAAGAAAUUUCAAAACCAGUAGAUAUCCUCGAUCAAAAGGAGAUGUUGAAUUUAGUUAAAAGUUCUAUUGGAACGAAAUUUGUGAGUCGUUGGAGUGAUUUGAUGUGUGAAUUAGCCUUAAAUGCCGUUAAAACAGUUGCAAAAGAUGAGGAUGGAAAGCGCGAAGUUGAUAUUAAAAGAUAUGCUCGUGUCGAGAAGAUUCCUGGUGGUGAAAUUGAAGAGUCAAGAGUAUUAGAUGGUAUUAUGUUGAAUAAAGAUGUAACACAUCCUAGCAUGCGUCGUAGUAUUAAAAAUCCACGUAUAGUACUUUUGGAUUGCCCAUUGGAAUAUAAGAAAGGAGAAUCUCAAACAUCGGCAGAGAUCAUAGAUGAAAGUCAUUGGAAUAGAUUAUUACAAAUCGAAGAAGAGCAAAUUAAAGAAAUAUGUGAAAGAAUCAUUUCAGUUAAACCUGACCUUGUAUUCACCGAAAAGGGAGUUUCUGAUCUUGCACAGCAUUAUUUAUUGAAGGCUAAUAUUUCUGCUAUUCGUCGUGUUCGCAAAACUGAUAAUAAUCGUAUCGCUCGUGCUAUAGGUGCUACUAUAGUAAACCGAUUAGAUGAUUUAAAAGAAGAAGACGUUGGUACAGGAUGUGGUUCCUUCAAUAUUGAAAAGAUUGGUGAUGAUUAUUUCACUUUCCUUACACAAUGCAAAAAUCCAAAAGCAUGUACAAUCCUACUUCGUGGUCCAUCGAAGGAUAUUCUCAACGAAGUAGACCGUAAUCUUCAGGAUGCAAUGUGCGUUGCUAGAAAUGUGUUCUUUAAUCCACGAUUAGCUCCUGGAGGCGGUGCAACUGAGAUGGCUAUAAGUGUGAAACUUUCGGAAAAUGCAAAAGCAAUAGUGGGAGUGGAACAAUGGCCUUAUAAAGCUGUUGCGGAAGCCAUGGAGGUUAUUCCAAGGACUUUGAUACAAAAUUGUGGCCAAAAUCCUAUUAAAGUUUUGACACAAUUGAGGGCUAAACAUGCUACAGGAAAUUACUCUUAUGGUAUUGAUGGGGAAGCUGGGACAGUUGUUGACAUGCAUGAAUACGGUAUUUGGGAACCAAGUGCUUCCGCAUGUUUACUCCUUCGCGUAGAUGACAUUGUGUCUGGUGUCUCAAAGAAAAAGUCUGGAGGCGCUCCACAACCAACGCAGGAUGCUGAGGGUGGUGAAGGUGCGGAUUUAGGAGAACGAUAA
Funneliformis geosporum is the source of this 1620-nucleotide messenger RNA. NCBI's taxonomy places the organism in Eukaryota, Fungi, Glomeromycota, Glomeromycetes, Glomerales, Glomeraceae. The record is from the annotation of a GenBank genome assembly.